Molecule: messenger RNA, 1014 nt
Organism: Helobdella robusta
Lineage: Eukaryota; Metazoa; Annelida; Clitellata; Rhynchobdellida; Glossiphoniidae
Exons: 2
Coding region: 1-1014 (337 amino acids)
Source: RefSeq, a predicted model, not a curated record
AUGACGGAGAUGACGAAGAUGAUGAUGGUGACGAACAUACUGGGGCUGAUGGCGAUGUGCUCUGCAAAUGUUGAGUCUGGCUCUAUUACUCGCGAAACACGCAUAAUAAAACUUCGAGCAAUUUUUCUAAAUGUUUCGUUAAAUUUUUUUAAUUCAAACUCCCCCAAAAUCAAAAUUCAACAAAUUCAAACAUUUCCUCGCGAAGCAGUGGCUGUCGAUAGCGGAUUCACGGGCUACUACAACGACGUCCCACUAUAUCCGGAUUCUGGCCACGACGAAUUUCAAUCCGCUGAUGAGGACUUCGACCACAGUCAGACCUUCGAUGAGAAUGAUGGUAAGGAAGAGUUUAAAGAUGCCAAAGUGGUGAUCGCAAUUGGCAAAGCCAACGAAGUUAAAAUUGUUGUUGAGGAAGGUUCUGAUAAUGAUGCCGACAUUUCAAGCAGUGGUAGUCAGGGUGUUGGUGAUACCGGAAGUGGUGGUUAUGGAAGUGGUGGUUACGGAAAUGGUGAUUACGGAAGUGGUGGUUACGGAAGUGGUGGUUACGGAAGUGGUGGUUACGGAAGUGGUGGUUACGGAAGUGGUGGUUACGGAAGUGGUGGUUACACUGGUGGCUAUAAUUUGGGUGAUGGCUAUGGUGACAACAGUGGUGAGAGUGGCAGCAGUGGCGAGUAUUCUGGCGACAGUGGCGAGUAUUCUGGCGACAGUGGCAAGUAUUCUGGCGACAGUGGCAAGUAUUCUGGUGACAGUGGCAAGUAUUCUGGCGACAGUGGCAAGUAUUCUGGCGACAGUGGCGAGUAUUCUGGCGACAGUGGCGAGUAUUCUGGCGACAGUGGCGCGUAUUCUGGCGAUAACGGAAGUGGUGAUGGUGGAAGUGGUGAUGGUAGAAGUGGUGAUGGUGGAAGUGGAGGGAGUGAAAGUGGUGAUGGUGGAAGUGGAGGGAGUGAAAGUGGGGAUGUUGGAAGUGGAGGGAGUGAAAGUGCAGAUGGUGGAAGUGGAGGGAGUGGAGAAAAGUAA